Messenger RNA from Lodderomyces jiufengensis, 1293 nucleotides. RefSeq names its product N-acetyltransferase. Bases 1 to 1293 code for a protein of 430 amino acids. NCBI's taxonomy places the organism in Eukaryota, Fungi, Ascomycota, Pichiomycetes, Serinales, Debaryomycetaceae. The record is from RefSeq and is a predicted model, not a curated record. The transcript has a single exon. Gene Ontology annotation, molecular function: N-acetyltransferase activity.
AUGGACUUAAGAUCACCUUCACUUUUAGAAAGGUAUCAAUUAUGUAGAGUUGAUAAUAAAUACUACCCAAAUUUCAAUAUUACCGUCAAGUAUCCAAUAUUUCAAAAUUAUGACUCCAAUCAAUUAUCAAUCUUACUUUCAAAUGCUAUUCAUCGAGUCAUUGAGAAAAACCCAAUAUUAGGUUGUAAUUAUUUUAAAACCAAUGACAACGACGAAGAUUAUAAAAAUUAUAUGAUACGAGCUAUAGAUAUUAAAUAUGAUGAUUUGAUAGUGAAUGAGUCAAGUGAUAUAGAUGAGGAAUAUUUUACAAAUUUGAAUGAUAUUUUUUUGGAAAUAAAUGUUAAUAAACCAUUAUGGAGACUUAUCAUUAACAAAAAUUAUCUUACUAUUGUUUGUAGUCAUAUUUAUUUUGAUGGGAACAGUGGAUGUUUCUUUCAUAAAGAUUUAAUGGAAGAAAUCAAUAUAUUAAAUCAAAAAAAUCUUAAAGAUUUACCCAAUUUAGAGCUCAUUUCAAGAGCAGAAGAUAUAAAGUCAGUUCCUCCUUCAAUAACAGACACAAGCUCAGUUUUUUCAUUACCAAUCAUACAAACAAUUAAAAAUCUCACAAGUAUCUAUAUUCCAUGGUUCAAUGAAACUACAAAAUAUCCAAUUUUCAAAACUACCCCAAUAUCAGUCGAUCAAAUAUUAAAUAACAGAUUCAAAAUACUUAGAAUCAAUUCUCAAAAAUUAUCAAAGUUGCUAACUUACGUAAGAUCCAAUAAAUUAACUUUAACACCAUUCUUAGCUGCUAUAUCUUUAAAAAUUUUACUGAAAUAUUAUCCUGAAAAAGCAUUAGACGUGACUAUUCCAUUGAACGGUAGAAAAUACGAUCAAUCAAUAGACAAGUAUCAAGGUUGUGUUGCAGAAUCAGUUAUAAAGUUAGAUCCACCAUUUGAUAAUAUAGAAACCAGUGGAAAAAUAUCAACAAAACUAACUAAAGAUUUGGAAUCAAGAAAUCCAUUUUAUCAGGUAGCUUUAUUAAAAUUAGUCAACAUCAAGGAUUUCUUUAGACAAAGAAUAGGCUCAUAUGGUAGACAUACAGUUGAAUUAAGUAACGUUGGGAAAUUACCAUUUGAAGAUUGUUAUUUCAAUCAAGGGUGUGGGUUUGGUUGUCAUUUACAAUUAAAUGUUGUUAGUGAUUUGAAUGGAAUGAAUGUUUUGUUUGGUUGUAUUGAAGAGAUUGAAGAUGUUUUUUAUAAAGUUGUUGAUGAUUUUGAAAAAGAAAUUGAGCUGAUUGUGUCUGAGGUUAAAUAA